Pogona vitticeps (central bearded dragon) is the source of this 1779-nucleotide messenger RNA. RefSeq names its product putative flap endonuclease 1 homolog. NCBI's taxonomy places the organism in Eukaryota, Metazoa, Chordata, Lepidosauria, Squamata, Agamidae. Gene Ontology annotation, cellular component: nucleus. Gene Ontology annotation, molecular function: DNA binding; RNA-DNA hybrid ribonuclease activity; magnesium ion binding. The record is from RefSeq and is a predicted model, not a curated record.
UCAGGGCCGAGGCGCCCGAGGCCGUCAGCUCCGUCCCGCUGGAGCGCUACCGCGGCCAAGUGGUGGCUUUAGAUGCCUCGGUGGCCAUUUACCAGUUCCGGACGGCGAUGCCAAAGAUCAUCAACCGCCAUGGGCAAAAUAUCAGUCCUUUGCAGGGAAUCUUUUACCGGACGAUGCAUCUCCUGGAAAACAGCAUCAGGCCCGUGUUUGUCUUCGAUGGGAAACCUCCGGACCUCAAGCAGGCAGUGUUAGCCAAACGGGCCGCCAUCGCCGAAACCACGAGGGGAGGUGCUGGCAAGGGCGCACAGGAUUCCUGCCCGUGGUCCACACAACCAGAAGAUCCUGCUUCUGAGGAUCCUCCCCAGUGGCUCCAGAAACGAGACUCGGAGACCCUUUUGAGUUGCUUGGGGGUGCCCUACGUGCAGGCUCCGUCAGAGGCGGAAGCUACCUGUGCGGCUUUGGUCAAGUCCGGGCACGCCUCGUGCACAGCCACGGAAGAUCUGGAUGCCCUGCCCUUUGGGAGCGUGCGCCUCUUGCGCCAUCUGAACGCAAAACACGGUGUCCUGGAAGAGAUUUCUUUGCCUGCUGUUCUGCAGAAGCUGGGCCUGACUCAUGAGCAGUUUGUAGACCUCUGCAUCCUCCUGGGCUGUGAUUAUUGUGACAAGAUCCGGGGCCUGGGCCCCAAAAAGGCUCUGAAGCUGCUGCAGGAACACGGAAGCAUCGAACGGAUCUUGGAGGGCCCCUGCCGAGAGAAAUACCCCUCACCCGCCAACUGGCAGCUGGAGGAGACCCGCCGACUCUUCCUGCAGCCGGAGGUGGCCGAGCCGAGCCAGGUCCUCCUGGAGUGGCGGGAGCCCGACGAGGAGAAGCUGGUGCAGUUCCUUGCUCACGAGAAGCACAUGAAUGAGACCCGGGUUCGGCGUCGGAUGGAGAAGUGGCGGGAGACCCGCCUGAAGCGCGCCCAGCCCCAGGGGCCGAUCCCCGUGAUCCGGAGCAGCCCCAGGCAGCGGAAGAUGAGCGAGUUCUUCCGUGUCAAGAAACAUCCGUGCAAGGAAACCAAAACUCAGCGUGGCAGGAAGAGGCAGAAGCGCCAGCAGGAAACGGUCCUGGGGACCUGAAGAGGCAUCUGCCCGCCGACCUUGUCCGUCUUCGCUGCCCACGUCGGCCCCUUGCCGAGGCCCCGGGUGCCAGAGCAUCCUGCGAGCAUCAUGCAGGGAGUGCCACACCCCCUAUGGAUGCCCAUGGAAAAGGGUGCAAAGAAAAGGGGGGGCAGGCGGCGUGGAGCCUAGCAUGCUGGGCACCCUGGCAGGCCCACCUGUCCCUAAGCGAGACGUUUGACAGCGGCCUCCAUCAUAGGACUGGGGUGGAAAAUACCUCUUUGUCCUGCCAGCUCCGAAGAGGAGACUUCAGUCUUUGGAGUGUGACUCUGCUCGGGUCAGCUUCUGUUGACAUUUUUUGUACCAAAUGCCCCUUCCAAAAUUAGCCUCAGGCUUUGCUGAGACACGUGUGCGUGUGUACGCCUGCGCACGGAAGCAGAAAAAGGACACGAUGGCGCUGGAAAGACUAACUUGCUAUAGUUUCAUGUGAGCUUCUGUGGAACGUGGUCCACUUUUUCAGACCUACAGUAUGUCUGAAGAUGUGGAUGGUGGGCAGAUGUGAUGAUUUGAAGGUGAAUUUACUUUUCCCCUGCUUCCUCCCCGCCCCACUUCCCCAUUCCAUGCCCCAGCUUUGUGUAACCUCUAGUCUUACAAAAACAAAAGAGCCGAGGUGUCUUGAAAG